Pisolithus orientalis is the source of this 1766-nucleotide messenger RNA. RefSeq lists its product as uncharacterized. Lineage: Eukaryota; Fungi; Basidiomycota; Agaricomycetes; Boletales; Pisolithaceae. The transcript has 11 exons. The record is from RefSeq and is a predicted model, not a curated record. The coding region runs from base 389 to 1540 and encodes 383 amino acids.
AUAUUGAGCUGCAGAAUGGGGAGGAUAAUAUUGAAUUUAUCGAGUUAAUCCUCCCCGGUUGUCGACGCAGUAUUCGAUCACAGAGUAAAAGCCUCUUUCGGGAAGACUUCCCUCAGCCUCUGUAAGAGUGUCCGUUUAACAUGCUUACCGCUCCUGAAGUUCUUCGUACCCAAUAGUACCGUUGAAGGCGAAGCCCUCUCUUUAUCCGUUCAUAGGAAAACGUGGUAUUCUAAAUUCAUUCCGGCCGUUAAGGUCGUCCGAAUCAAAGUCAAGGAUGUGCUGACUAAUUCGCCGGAGCAGAAGUUUCAAGUGGCGCGCAACAAGUUGGACAUCACCAUUGGACUCUCACCCAGUAGCACUGCAAUUGGAUGGAGCCUCUAAGGUUCUGAUGGAGCAUCUACAGAAUGUAAUUUCUGCGCCUCCGAACACUGGUGCCCUUCGUCCUACCACUGAGGACCUCCUUAAUGAGUGCCCUCGUUUAUUUUUAACGACGAUAUCAUUUCAGUCUGGUGUCGGGAAAUCUACACUGAUUGGCCAAGCCUUUGGAAUCGAGCAGGCAGUCGCUGAGGAUGACAAGCCGGGAGAAGCCGAUAUUAAGAAAGAACUUAUCUCGCCGCAGAACGACCGGUUUGUCUUACAUGACAGCAAGGGCUUCGAACCGGGGGAACGCAACAACUAUAGCGAUGUGAAGACGUUCGUAGAAAACCGUAAACAUCAGCCACAUAUCAAAGAUCAAUUGCAUGCGGUCUGGCUGUGCUUCCGAACGCCCCUCGUACAUCAAGGCGAACGGCUUAUGGAAAAAAGCGCAGAGAUACUCUUGCGAGAAGAUAUGGGUGUUAUCGGGGACAUUCCCACCAUAGUGGUAUUCACGCAAUAUGACAGGCUUCUGGUCAGCUUGCAACUGCAGAGAGUUGCCAACCUUGGCUUAGCUGCAGAAGAGUACUUAGAAAAGCAUUGCAUCAAGCCCAUCCAAGAGUUCACUGCAAACCCAAACCUAGCACAUCUCACAGUUAGCUGCGAGGGCGGCGAGCAUAAACAAGGGAUUAAGGAACUGAUUGAACUCACCCAUGAGAAGGUCAUCGCGACUUUUGGGUCCCAGCUGGGCACACCAUCCCCAGUUUCGGUCGUGACCCAAAUGGCACAGAGAGUCUCGCCAAGGUUGAAAAUUGAGGGAUCGAUAACUGCACUGACUUCUGGUGCCAAUUUUGGCAAUCAUACGAUUCUUGAAUGCCUUGCUGUUAUUCAUACUGACAUUGUGUCCGUCUGGAAUUUCAAUGACCCAUCUCAAUAUCUCUAUAGCACUGAAUUUCGAGAACUGAUGAUAAACCUAGUGGGGACCAUUGAUUCGUCGACGCCGCGUCUCCCUCGCGCUGAUAGUACCAAAAACACAUGCGAGUCAGGAGCUCCCAUCUUGCUUUCUCUGCCUAUAAUUCUGCCGUUUAAAGCGGGACUGGGUCUUGUACAAUGGGUUCACGAGAUAUAUCAGCGACUGUGGGUGACAUUACGUUCGGUAUUUCCUACGAGUAAACUCUCUCCUUAGACCGGACGUGCAUCGCAAGUUCAUGGCUUAUGUUGUCGAUCUGGUCCACAUCUUGGAGAUAUUGUUCGCACUCACUGCCAAUAACAACGAAAAGAAGCUUUCCCGUGGAAGCCAUUGGUUUGGCUCUCAACGCAUACUAUCAGUCAGCAAUACAGCGCGAGGCUCGCGAGCAGAUCAUGAGUCGAGACUAUAUAAUCCCGGGUCGCGACGCCGUCCUCGACGAGAU